Molecule: messenger RNA, 4071 nt
Organism: Spathaspora passalidarum NRRL Y-27907
Lineage: Eukaryota; Fungi; Ascomycota; Pichiomycetes; Serinales; Debaryomycetaceae
Gene: VPS15
Product: ubiquitin-binding serine/threonine protein kinase
Exons: 1
Coding region: 1-4071 (1356 amino acids)
Biological process (GO): protein phosphorylation; protein targeting to vacuole; late endosome to vacuole transport
Cellular component (GO): late endosome; phosphatidylinositol 3-kinase complex, class III, type II; nucleus-vacuole junction
Molecular function (GO): protein binding; protein serine/threonine kinase activity; ATP binding
Source: RefSeq, a predicted model, not a curated record
AUGGGCCAACGAUUGUCUUUGUUGGCUCCAUCAGCCCCUACGGUCGCUAUAUCGUCAUACAUUGAUGAUGCAUUGAACAACAAUUACCAGUACCUUGAACUACUAAGUAAUUCACGAUUCUUGAAGACAAUCAAAGCAAUUGACAAAACUACCGGUGGACUAGUUAUAAUCAAGAUCCUUAUCAAGCCAUCUACAAGCUCAUUCAACAUACAACUACAAGGACUAACAGAGUUCUUGGUCAAGCAAUCCAAAGCUAUAUCACCCAUGAUUAAUAUCAAUUGUUAUCUGAAGAUUAUUGAAACCGACAGAGCAGGAUAUCUUAUCCGACAAAUGAUAAAGACCAACUUGUAUGAUAGAUUGUCAAUCAGACCCUUUUUGGAACCAAUAGAAAAGUCCUUUAUCAUCUUCCAACUUUUAAAGUUAGUCAGUCAAUUACAUGCAUUAAACAUUCAUCAUGGUGAUUUAAGAUUAGAGAAUUGCUUGAUUACAAGUUGGAAUUGGAUCUUGCUAAGCGACUUCUCGAAUAUGAUUAAGCCUACAUUUGUACCUAUGGAUAAUCCCAACCAAUACGCAUUCUACUUUGACGGUAGUUCCAAUAGGAGAAUUUGUUACUUGGCUCCAGAAAGAUUUUAUAAAGGACAACAUCUUCAAAAGCAUAGCAAUUUUAAUGAUGAUGGUCUGUUCAAUAACAAGGAAACCCUAACUGACGCCAUGGAUUUGUUUAGUUUGGGUUGUAUUAUAGCUGAAUUAUAUUCUGAUGGUCAACCUACAUUUACAUUGUCACAAUUGUUCAAGUAUAUGGAAGAUCCAAACAAACUUGAUUUAGCAUAUAUCAAUGAAGAAAAUGUUAUUAAACUAGUUAUGAAGUUACUCAAGGUCAAUCCUAAUGAUAGAUCUACAGCACGAGAACUAUUGGAUGAAUUUUAUGAUAUUUGUUUUCCUGAAUAUUUUUACACUUUCUUGUAUGACUUCAUGGAAGGAUUGAAUGAAGGAGAUUCGAGUGAUGAGAAGAUUGAAUAUAUCUAUGACAAUUUUGAAUUGAUAAGCAAGGCUUUGCAUUUUAAUUACACAAACGCAGACGAAAGUAAUGGUGAAUUCCUCUCUCCAAUUCCCACCAAGUUAAACCUUCCUACAAUGCCAUACAAUUAUUCAAUUAAGCCAAGAAAACCAGAUUUACAACCUUCAUUAAUCAUUCUUAAUGCGAUAUGUUCAUUCUGCAAAACAUUGACUCAUGUUGAUUCAAAAUUAAAGGCAAUAGAAUUGAUAUUAGCCUUUAGUGAACGGAUAUCUGAUGAAUCGAAAUUGAAUAGAAGUUUACCUUAUUUGUUUCAAUUCAUUGACGAAUAUGUAGAGUAUUAUCAACAACCACAAACUGAAGAAAGCCAUAUUUCAUGUAAAGUAGUUUCUCACACUAUUCAUGCUAUAACUACUUUGUUACUGACUAUAACCUACAUCACGCCAAUUAACACCCUUUUAUUCCCGGAGUAUUUGUUGCCCAAACUUUAUAAUCUACUCAUACUCAAACUUGAUUCCAAUUCCAGAAAAAUGAUUAAUUGUUCAAUUGCUAUUUGCUUACCAUAUUUAUCAACCAUAUCACAAAAGUUUUGGAUCAUGUCAAAAGCAUUUGCAACUCCACCUUCUAAAGAUCAGUUAUAUGAUAAGUUCAAAACUUUGACAUUGUUAUUAUUGACAGAUUCAGAAUCAACAGUUAAAUGUAAUGUUCUUACCAAUAUCUUACCAUUAUGUCAGUUUUUCGGUGCUGACAAAACAAAUGAUAUCAUAUUACCUCAUUUAAUCUCAUAUCUUAACGAUCAUACAAAUCAUGAAUUAAGAUUGACAUUUUUGGCAGCAAUACUUGAAAUCGGUCCAUUUAUUGGAAUAAUCUCAUUUGAACAGUACUUGCUUCCAUUACUAAUCCAAACAUUGAAUGAUAAUCAAGAAAUGGUGAUUCUUAAGGUACUACAAGUUUUCCAUACGUUUACCAAAAAUAAAUUUAUAACCAACAAGGUGGUGUACAAUGAAAUUUUGAAUAAUUCCAUAUGUCUAAUCAUACACCCAAACCAAUGGAUUCGCCAUUCAAUUAUUAAUUUAAUCAUAUCAAUCAAUGAAAACCUAACAAAUGUGGCCGAUAGUUAUUGUUGGUUAUAUCCUAUUUUGCAACCAUAUCUCACUUAUGACAUUACUAUUAUUGAUUGGAAUUCAUUGUAUACCAGCUUAACAAGACCACUAACUAUCAAGAUCUUUGAAAUGAGUCGAGAUUGGUCGAGGAGUCAACGACUGUUAUUUUGGAGGAAUUCCUCAAAAACAUUGUCACAUGAAGAUAGACAAUGGGUGAUUAAACUAAAAUCUAUUGGAUUGGAAGAAAAGGAACUAUGGAAGAUUAGAAAGUUGCGAGAAUAUAUCCGACAUACUCAUCCUGCCGAACAAUUAGAAAGCAGGUUCAAUAAUCCUGGAUUGAUCAAUCCUCGCAACAUAUUCUUUGAUAUUUCAUACAAGUCUGAGCCAAUGAUUAAUUCCAAGACGCGACAAUUGAGCAUUGAUAUUGAAGUUGACAAACCACUGUCAUUCCUCACACCAAAGGUCACAGCCAGCAUUCAAACUAUGGAAACUAAUGUAUUUGGAGAAUUAGAUGGAUUACCUCAUUCCCAUAAAAGUUCGUCAGUUGUCAAUGGACAUGUUCCUACUCGAGUAUUCAGUAUUAAUAAUUCAAAAAUAAUAACUACGCAUAUAAGACAUACCUAUCUGGGACUGAACCCUUAUAUUUUGAAUUACUUGAAUGGAAUAACUCUUACUCCUACGCUUCUGGAUUUCCCGGAGUUUGGAAGCGUGCAUCGUCAAAGCAAGCAACAGCAACAGAUUGAAUUUAAGCCAAGAGGAAGCUUGGUGGCACAUUUAAAGGAUGAAAUUGAUGCCAUUAAAUGUAUUGAAGUUGUCAAUACUUCGGAAUUUUUUAUUACUGGGUAUGAAAGUGGAAUUAUCAAAUUGUGGGAUAGUUUCAAGAUUGAAAAGAUUAUCAAUAGUAAGAAUUAUCAAUUGAGUAUAGAUCUCAAGAGUGAAAUUACGUGUAUUUGUUUCAUACCUGACCGAUUUGUAUUUGUUGCAUGUACCAAAGAUGGACAAGUGCGGGUGUUUUCCGUGGAAGUAAGUCGCAAUAAGAAUAGAAGGAUCGUAAGAUAUGUCAAGUUUAGAUUGUUACGACAGGUUAAAAUUGACGGAUAUAUAUUACAUGCUAAGUUUAGUAAUAAUUUCCUAGUUUGUGUUGAUUCAAAUCUGAAGAUUUUGAUGUUUGAUAUUAUAACUAUGAAUAAAGUAAAGGAAGUUCAGAAUCCAUUGGUUCAUGGAAUAAUCAACACAUUUUUUGUUGAAGAGACUUGGAUCAUUACCGGUACAUCUCUGGGAAUAAUCAACUUAUGGGAUCUACGAUUCAAUUUACUUAUCAAGUCAUACCAAUUGAAAUAUGUGAUGAAUGAAACAGUGUACUCGGUGAGUUCUAUCAAGUCAUUCCAGGUGGUGAAGAAAGAAGAAGGUGAAUUAACUAUUGCCGUAAGUAUCGGGGGUGAUACAUCACAUACAAUUGUUCUUUUAGAAAUUCCUAAUUUUGAGGUCAAGACUAUCCUUCGUGUCGACCAAGGUGAUUCUAGUGUUGAAAGGUACUUUGUAGAAGGAACCCCAAACAAAACCAAUAUUGAUGAUUUAUUAAAAGACUUGGACGUGAAUAAACCAAUUAAACAGAAUGAAGUCAUGGCUGUUCGCUCAAUAUUGCAUUAUUUAAUAUGUGCAACAUACGACAAACGUAUAAUUCUAUGGGAUUUAUCAAACAUUAGUAGUUCAACAUCAAUCAACAGUCAAUUCCAAUCAAGAUUUGUGACAAGAACGGUCCUGAAUACUGUUAUAAUAGAUGAGAAAUUAGAAUUGAAAGACAUGAUUGAAUCGGAACAUGAACAAACCACGUGGUCUGGGGCAUCCUCGAAAGCGCAUUUAGAUAUUAUCAAUGAUUUGAACUACUUGUAUGAACCUUUUGAAAUGAUUAUAUCUGGUGAUAGAAGUGGAGUGUUGAAUUUAUACAAGUGA